AUAACGCAUGGCGAUGAUCGAAUAACGAGAACUCAGCGUGUGCGCGCGUUCCACCACCUUAUCGUCUUUGGUGUCUGCGCCCUCGGCAAAAUGCUCUCCGCGCCAGCGUCGUCGUCCAUUCGUCGUCGGAUAUCGUGCACAAGAUACAUACGUGCUGUUUUCCGAGUCCUGUCGCGCGCGCGAAGUGUCCGUGCGAGGUAACUCGAGCUUCUUUCGACGAUUGCAAGUACAGUCGUUUUUUAUCUUUUCACGAGUCAAUUUCUAUAAAAUUAAAAGCUCUUAAAGUCGAUUGUUUAUAAUUUGUCUCAUCAUUUCGAAAGAGAGAGUCAGAGGAAAGAGAGACAUAGACAGAUAUAUAUAUAUAUAUAUAUAUAUAUAUAUAUAUAUAUAUAUAGAGAGAGAGAGAGAGAGAGAGAGAGAGAGAAAGAAAGAGAGAUUAGAAAACUAGAGAGAUAUUUUUUAAUUUGAAAUUCAUCAAUCUAAUCAAUCCUUUCACAUGUGUUUCUUCUAAUCAUCAGUGAUCAGAUCUUUAAAUAUUUUUCUCCUAACUUGUCUGAUCACGACAAGUUCAGUUAAAGCGCGUGUUACUGAUCUGAGGUAUUUAAUCUGGAGCAUGGUGGAUCAACAGGAGGAGAUAUCAAAAAUAGUGGAUCUUAACGUGGGUGGUAUAUCUUAUACUACCACCCUGGAUACUUUAACUAAAGAAAGUAAUUCUCAUUUGGGUAUAUUAUUCACCGACGGACACUUUCUACUUCGAAAGGAUUCCACUGGCAAAUAUUUUCUUGAUCGCGACGGUACUCUAUUUCGUUAUAUCCUUGAUUAUCUUCGUGAUCAACGUGUCGUAUUACCUGAGGGAUUAAAAGAACGAGAGAGACUUAAACAAGAAGCGAAUUAUUAUGGUUUGUCUAAUUUGGAACGAGCCAUUGAUGAAAAGAGCGAAGAGGGUGCAGGAUCAUCGACCUGUAGAAAACGAGCACCUGGAUAUAUAACCAUUGGUUAUCGAGGAAGUUUUGCUUUUGGCCGAGAAGGUUUGACCGAUGUUAAGUUCCGUAAAAUUUCAAGGAUCCUCGUGUGCGGACGCGUGGCUCUUUGCAGAGACGUCUUUGGGGAGACCUUGAAUGAAAGCCGUGAUCCUAAUCAUGGUAUGUCAGAUCGCUAUACAUCACGAUUCUUUCUGAAACAUAAUUUUAUUGAACAAGCCUUUGACAUGCUUCAAGAACAAGGAUUUAAGUUAGCCGGUAGCUGUGGUUCCGGUACAGCUGGCGGUAAUUUUGAAUUACUUAAACCAGGUGUCGAUUCUGAAGAAACUCGUUGGAAUCAUUAUAACGAAUUCGUCUUUGUACGCGAAUAAACGCGUAACAACUUUGGCUCUCCUUUCGCGUUCGAUUAUACGCGAUCGACUUGAACAUCAUUCGACAAAGGAUGAAAAAAGGAUGGAAGGAAAGAAGGAAAGAAGAUAGCUGAUAUUACCUUCCUAAAUGGAAUGGUGAUAUCGUGUCGGCCAAUACUACGGAACGUUCAACCUCGAUCGUACGACGUGAUAAUAUCGAUUAUUCUUCUUCGUUUUUCGCGAAGACUUCCUCCUUCAUAAACUUCAUCAUCGACGUUAGUCGAAGAGAAGAACUUUCGAGGCUGCACAGAGAAUAGAAAGUAUGCACACACUGGUAUGGCUUGUUAUACUGAUCGAUGAACUCGAAGAUGGAUGGAUUUUCUUGUUAAGAAGAUCGUUCGGAGCUACCGGUAGAGAUUAUUUUGUCUUAACCACACAUUAAUUACAAGAGAGUAUAAGAUUAAAUAAUAAUUAAAAAGAAAAGAACAAAAAAGAAAAAAAAAGAAAGAAAGAAAGAGAAAAAAAAAGAAAGAAAGAAAGAAAGAAAGCAAAAGUAACAAAUACAAAAAAACAAAGAAGAACGAAUAGAUAUAAAUAAUAAUAUUAAUACGAUCAAAGCUCGACGAUGGAGAAAGAGUAUCAACGAUAUCACUUUUUCGUUGUUUACUCUUUUCCUGAAUCUUUGAAACAAAAAAAGAAAAAAAAACAAAACAAAACAAACAAACCAAAAGAAAAUAAAUAAAUAAAAAAAUAAAAUGAAAUAAGAAAAUGCAUUUAAAAUAUAUAGGUACUUACAUACAUAUAUGUAGAUGCAUAUAUACAUACAUACAUACAUACAUACAUACAUACAAACGUAUACAUUAAUGUUCUUCUUUUGGUACAAAUCAAAAUAAAUUCUAGCAAUUCGUAGAAUGGUGAAUUUCUAUAUUGAUUUUAUUGGCAACGUAUUUACGAUCGUUGCACACGAAUCUUUAUUCCGAUUCUACGAGAUACAAUGUCGAUACAGUCCAAAGGGAUUUACGUGGUACUGAUCGCGCAAUGGAUUUGAUAACGAUGAGAAACUGUCCUAGACCGGCGAAAGGAGAGACUAAUUCGUUCGUUCGUUCACUUUGUCGCUUCGUCAUUUACUACGGAACAAAGAUAAUUUUAUUGUCAGAUUGAAAGAAGGAGAAUGAAAGGAGAAUAAAAUAAAAGGGAGAUACUAUUUUACUGUUGGGUGCAAAUGUGGAACGAGGAGAGUUCGCUGUUAAAGUCUAUUAUUUUUGUUUUUAACGAAGAAUAAAAAUGAUUAAUAGACGAGAAAGUGGAUCCAAAGAUUUAAUAGAAUCACUUUUCAAUCGAACUAAAUUGAAUAUCGCGAAGAGAAUCCAAAGCUUUCCUCUAUCGGUUCUUAUAUUUCUUUUGAAUAAAAGAUGAUAAAAAAGAAGAAAGAAAAAAAAAAAAAAAAGAAAAAAAAACAAAACAG
Vespa mandarinia (Asian giant hornet) is the source of this 2795-nucleotide messenger RNA. It is a transcript of the gene Ktl, whose product is annotated as BTB/POZ domain-containing protein Ktl. Gene Ontology annotation, biological process: protein homooligomerization. The record is from RefSeq and is a predicted model, not a curated record. NCBI's taxonomy places the organism in Eukaryota, Metazoa, Arthropoda, Insecta, Hymenoptera, Vespidae. Gene Ontology annotation, molecular function: protein binding.